UUGGACAUAAAAUAUGUUAUAUGAUUUUAUUAAAUAUAUAUUAAAAUAGUAUAACUGCGAUUAGCAAAGAUUUAAUUUAUUUUUACCAGAGGCACGUGUCGAAAUCUUAUUUUUUACGGUCUUUGGUCAAACCCGAACCGAUGGCAUGUGACGUCAGAGAUUUACCUGAACGCACCUUUAGUUGUUAAGAGAUUGAGGAAAUAUGCUGCAGAUAUCCCAUCCCGGCGUGUGUGUGGUGCUUUUGUAUGUUAAAUAAGAAGUGGUGCUGGUGGAUGUUUUGAAAUGUUCUUACGUAAGCAGAAGUCGAAUUUAUUUCUCUAAAAUAAUCCGUGUGCGUUUGCAAAACCCCGAUGCCGGAGGACGCGUGCAUUUCAUUUCAGAAAAUAAAUAUCACCGACGAUCCACCAGCUCAGGUCUGUUAAACAGGCCUCCUUCCCCAUUUCUCUGGCUCCUCCUAUAGCCACUGAUGAGUACAAUCCAGUGUCACUCAGACAUAAGCCAAAGAAGAAGAGCCGUAGAGGAAGCCCCAGAAUGAGCAGAAGGAGAGUUUCGGUGAAAGAUCUUGACCCUGUGGACCAUGAGGGAUGGUUAUAUAGGAAAACACAGGGGAAGGGGUUUCUGGGUAUCAAGUGGAAGAAGUUUUGGUUUGUGCUGAAGAAAACCUCUCUUUACUGGUACACAAAUCAGAUGGCUGAAAAGGCAGAGGGCUUCAUAAACUUGACAGAUUUUGUAAUUGACAGGGCAAUGGAAUGUAAGAAAAAAUUUGCGAUCAAAGCUUGCCACCCUAAAGUCAUGAUGUUUUACUUUGCUGCAGACAACAAUGAAGACAUGAACCUAUGGUUAAAUAAACUUGGCCUGGCAUCUAUUCAGUAUGACCCCACAGACGGUCAUACGGCUGAAUGCUACAGUGAAGCCAGUGAUCAUGAAGAUGCUGAAUCCCCUAACAUUCCCCCACCACCAUACUGUGUGAACGGUCCAAUAGACACCGUACAUGAGGGAAGUCUUCCACCUCCGUAUUCUUCGCCCGUUCCCAGUGAAGCCACCGGUAGCCUCUCCUCGCCCGUCAGUACCAUGAACUCUCACAGCUCUGUAUCCUCUAUAGCCAAGCAUAGGCAGUCUUGGCUAGAUCUUGUAUCCCAGGCCGCCACUACAACUGGAGAGACUGUGGUCUGUUCUGCUGUGGUCCAUACAAUAAAAGAAGCUUCACAAUGCAGUGACACUACUGCACCAUCUCAAGACCCACUUGGCUGUUCAUCUAACACACCGGGUACCGAGAUCAAGAAGACAGAACUAGAAGAAUCAGAAAUGAAUCAGACUUCAGAUGACUCCAGACAUAAGAAUGACCAGGAUGCAAAUGAUGAUGAUGAUGAGCUGGAAAGAUUAUACUUGCAUUUAAAAAGAGCCAGCCUGUCUCCAACUGGUGAGCGGAAGCCAUCGUCAAAAUGGGAAUUACGAGCCUCGUUUAUAAAGCGUAGCAAAAACCAAAAACUCAAUGAGAAGAUACAUACCAUCAGAACCCUCAACAGCACACUAAAGGCUAAAGAAGCAGAUCUAUUGAUUUUAGAGCAAGUACUGUCCGACGACUCUUUAACUGCUGUUAAAUUCAGGGAGUGGAAAGAAAACAACGCUGUCCUGUUACAGGAGGUCAUUCUGAGCCAAUCCCUACAGACUGAACCCCUAAAGACCCCUGGUACCUCAGCUGUGCCCCCCUCCACAGAGACACAGCAAAAUUAAAGUGAAAUUUCAAAUAGGUUUAAUGUACAAAAUAAACUUGUUUGUGUGUUGAAACGAAGACUACUAUUACCUUUAGUUAUCAUUUAUUAAUUUUUGUUACUGAUCAGUAUGUUACUAUUAGGUUGCUGUAUAAGGUUAUUUGUUGAGUGCCAAUUUGGUCUCAGUUUUCUGUAUUUGAACCUUUUAGGACAUGAAAAACCAUAAAGUGAUCUUUAUUAUUCAUUUUUUUAGUCUACAUGCAGUGCAAAUGUGUUACCCUGGUAAUAACUUGAAGGGCUGAUUACAGUAUGUAAUCUGUAUAGUUUUUCAUUUUUGAUAGGCUUGUAAAUAGAUCUGUUUAAAUAUUUAUUAAAUAAAAGUAUGAUGUCAGUUUGGGAA
Messenger RNA from Paramisgurnus dabryanus, 2112 nucleotides. The record is from RefSeq and is a predicted model, not a curated record. Lineage: Eukaryota; Metazoa; Chordata; Actinopteri; Cypriniformes; Cobitidae.